Messenger RNA from Penicillium verhagenii, 1335 nucleotides. RefSeq names its product MFS monocarboxylate transporter. Gene Ontology annotation, molecular function: transmembrane transporter activity. Gene Ontology annotation, biological process: transmembrane transport. NCBI's taxonomy places the organism in Eukaryota, Fungi, Ascomycota, Eurotiomycetes, Eurotiales, Aspergillaceae. The coding region runs from base 1 to 1335 and encodes 444 amino acids. The record is from RefSeq and is a predicted model, not a curated record. Gene Ontology annotation, cellular component: fungal-type vacuole membrane. The transcript has 2 exons.
AUGGAUACCGAACGAUCCUCAUCGAGCGUUUCAAGCACCUGUCAGAAACAAGACUCACUGUCAUGUAGCGCUCAAAAUGACCCGGAGAAGAGCCCUCUCGAAAAUGACCUGCCGCCCGUUGAUGGCGGUUUCCACGCCUGGAUGUUCCUGGCCGCCUCCACGAUGAUAGAAGCACUGGUGUGGGGGUUCGCGUUCUCAUUCGGUGUUUUUGAAAGCUAUUACCGGGAUAAUGAGCUGCUCAAGGGCUCAAAUAUGGUUGCUGUUAUCGGAACCUGUGCCACGGGAGUCGCAUAUCUGAGCUGUCCCGUGGUCAUCGUAACCAUGAUUCUUCUCCCCCGAUACGCCAGGUGGUUCUCAACAGCAGGCCUGAUCAUCAUGUGUUUAUCACUCGCCCUGGCCUCCUUUUCCACGAGCAUCACGCACCUCGUUCUGUCGCAAGGGAUCGGUUUCGGCAUCGGUGGCUGCAUAGCCUACAGCCCAUCAAUCAUGUUCAUGUCGGAGUGGUUCGAUAAGCGCCGAGGACUCGCCUUUGGAAUGGUCUGGGCAGGCUCCGGUGUCUCCGGCAUCCUAUUCCCACUCGUGUUGGGUAAAUUAUUGAACCGCUUCGGAUUCCAAACAACCCUGCGAGUGUGUUCAGUCCUACUAUUCGUACUCGCCGCCCCAUUCUUAUACUUUCACCGACCGCGGCUCCCGAUUUCGAAAAAGAUAGCUCAUCAUCGUCUGAACGCAAGAUUCCUGCGGGAUCCCGUUUUUCUUAUUUAUCAGGCCUGCAACACGCUUGAGGCUUUUGGAUUCUUCUUACCGGCUAUUUACCUUCCGACUUUUGCGCGCUCGAUUGGCGCGUCCGAGUUGCUUGCUUCGUUGACCGUCACGGCUUUGAAUCUCGCGUCCGUUUUUGGGAGUAUAUCGAUGGGCCAUUUGUCUGAUCGGUGUCAUGCUUUGAAAUGCAUCACCAUCUCGACUGUUGGGACGGUGCUGUCUAUUUUCUUGCUGUGGGGCUUCUCCACUAAUAUCGCAGUGGUGAUGGUGUUUUCGGUUGCGUAUGGAAUAUUCGCUGGGAGUUUCUCAGCGACGUGGUCGGGGAUGAUACGGGAUGUCCAAAAUGUGGAUCGAAGCUCGGAUGCAACUAUCGUGUUCUCAGUUAUUGCGUUUGGACGCGGGAUUGGGAAUGUUGUGAGCGGGCCUUUUAGCGAGUUUUUGCUUCGUGCAGAUAGUUGGAAAGGACAAGCAGGUGGAGCAUAUGGUACUGAGUUUGGGCUUCUCAUUGUUUGUACUGGCCUUACUGCAUUGGCAAGUGGAUUGUGUUUGGUUGCACGAUGCUGUAAAUAUACAUAA